GUCCGAACGGUUCAAAAGAACGCAUCGCUUCGCAAUAAAUUCAAAAUUUCAAUAAAUCCUGUGGAUUAGCUGAAGUUUAUACGAAUCCGGUGGAGGCAGUAUUAAAGUGCGAUAAUAAUCGACAUCAAUUUGUCCACAUUAUUAGAGAAUGGCAACACAAGAGUAUGAUUACACAUUUCGGUUAUCGUUCCACGCGGAAUGGUUCGAUCCUAGGGCUGAGCAGAAGAAAAAGUUUCUGCUGAACUUUUACCCCUGCGACAGUACAGUCGAACUCAAGGAUUUGGAUAUGAAUCGUAUGUUUCUGCGGAGGGCGGCGUACGAUGGUUUGAGGUUGAAGGACGUCUUCGUUGGUAAUACCAUCACCAUUUAUGGUAGACAGAUCAAGCUGACGGAUUACGCGGACUGCAGAAGCAAGAACUUUGUCGGACGCUGGAAGGAGCAUACUUUUGCCAUGAUAAAACCGUCCGGUAUGAGUAACUUCGGAGAUAUUAUCGAUGAUAUUUACAAUCAUAAUUUUACCAUCGAGCGCAUGAGGAUGGCACAUUUAAGCAGAAAGGAAACACUGGAUCUGUACGAGGAGAAUAAAGGGGAUGCGUUUCUGCCCUUCGUGAUUGAACACGUGAGCUCUGCUCCUAUUGUCGCGAUGGAGUUGGUUGGGGAGAAUGCUUUGGAUCGCUGGGGUAUCCUGAUGGGGCCCAAGGACCCAGUGGAGGCAAGGAAGACAGAGCCGACAACAUUCAGAGCCCGCUUCGGAAUCGAUUUGCAGAGUAACGCGGUGCAUGGGGCAAGAAGUAAUGAAGCAGCAAUAAGGAGUGCCUGUUUCUUCUUCCCUCAAGGCGUGGGCAAGAAACCUCCACCUUCGACGGCUCGCAUAAACAACAGCACCUGCUGCAUCAUUAAGCCACACGCCAUCGAUGAGAGAAAGCUGGGCAAGAUUAUAGGUUACAUCAAGCAGGGCGAUUUCAACAUCACGGCUCUUCAGAUGUUUUACUUGGACAGUGCUAACGCCGCGGAAUUUCUGGAGGUCUACAAGGGCGUCGUGGCCGAUUUCCAUGCACUUCUGCACAGCUUUCUAGACGGACCGUGCGUUGCCAUGGAGAUUUCAGGGAAAGACGACUCCAUCGAUGUGCACCAGGCAUUCCGGGUGUUUUGCGGUCCUGCGGAUUCUGACAUCGCGCGCCACAUUAGACCCAAAACUAUACGUGGAAUGUUCGGCGUGGAUAAAUACAGGAACGCCGUCCAUUGCACCGACUUGAAGGAGGAUACUGCACUCGAACUCGAGUAUUUUUUCAAAAUUUUAGACGAUUGAGAACCACCCAUCUCGUAAACUUGUAUUUAUUACUCCCAGAUAUGCAUUUACCAUGGGGACCAACACAAUUCAAUUAGAACUUCCUGCAAAACUCGUUCACAUGCAACCUUAUUAUUUUUUAAAUUCGAAUACACGUAUCUCCACAAAUCGAAUGCAUUAUUCACUAUUAUCACUAAUUUUAUUUUAUUAUUACAUUUGUAUGCUUUGAUAACCUAAAUAAAAUUUUAUAUAUAAG
Messenger RNA from Nicrophorus vespilloides, 1544 nucleotides. Its product is annotated as nucleoside diphosphate kinase 7. Lineage: Eukaryota; Metazoa; Arthropoda; Insecta; Coleoptera; Silphidae. Gene Ontology annotation, cellular component: centrosome. The record is from RefSeq and is a predicted model, not a curated record. Bases 149 to 1309 code for a protein of 386 amino acids. The transcript has 2 exons.